GCAGGGUAUCCUUCCAGCUCUUCGGCAGAAAUUCUUGGGAUUUUUCUGUUUUUUUUUCCUGCGACUGUUUCUCUCUCGCUCUCUCCAUAUUCUUACCAAGUCGCGCUUUCUUGUUUGAGUUCUCUCCUGGAAUUACGGUUUGUUCACGGAAUUUAAAAAACUGCGACCCUACGAAGGAAGAGGAGACGCAAUCCGUAUGGCUAGAACGGGUCUUUGGAAUGCCGAUUGAUCAUACAUUUGUAUACUUUUUCCAGGGGAGAGAGAAACAAGGAAAACAACUGUCUUGCUAAAGGUUUUGUACCCAGUCUUGUUUAGUUUAUUAAAAGAGACACACGGCUUUUAAAGUGUAGCUAACACGAACCUCUAUGAAAAUAUUUCUCAUCAUUGCUCUACACUGUCUGUUAUAUUUUAAAUUCUUGAACAUUCAAAACAAUAAAAAGUUUCCGCAUAAAAAGCCCCGUAAACCCAUUGCUACAGUAGAAGGAUUUGUCCACCUUAAAUGAGGAAUCUCGCUUUGCAACGCUGUUUCAGCCGAAACAUUGCGUGUUGCGGAUCGCCCUACCGCACACUUGAAAUUUUGUUUAUGGACUAUCUGGUAAUUAAUUUCACUUGGUGAAGUUCCAAAUGAACGUACUUUGGAUUUAACUGGAGACUAACAGCAACGAUCCCCGUUCGCAGUGUGCUGUGCCUCGUUUCAUUUUCUUCAUGCGUUUCUUCACGGAGGGAAUAUGCUGCAAAAUUGAAGGAAGUCGCGAGGCAGUAUGACUUGGUCUUGCAACUCCCUUGAAUCGCAUUUCUCCGCGUAUAUAAUAUCUUGAUGUGGUACAUUUUUGGUUUACAAAUAUGAUGAAAUGGCAGCCCCGGAAGAAGGCAUACUUCCGACAGGGUGUUGCCCUUCAGUACCUGGGGCGGCAUGCCGACGCACUGGCCGCCUUUGCCUCUGGGCUUGCCCAGGACCCCAAGAGCCUUCAGCUGCUGGUGGGAAUGGUGGAGGCCGCCAUGAAAUCACCGUUACGAGAGUCCCUGGAGCCCACCUACCAGCAGCUGCAGAAGAUGAAGCUGGACAAGAGCCCCUUCGUGGUGGUGUCUGUGAUCGGCCAGGAGCUGCUGACGGCCGGCCACCACGGCGCCUCGGUGGUGGUGCUGGAGGCCGCGCUCAAGAUCGGCACCUGCAGCCUAAAGCUGCGCGGCUCCGUCUUCUCCGCCCUCAGCAGCGCCUACUGGUCGCUGGGCAACACCGAGAAAAGCACCGGCUACAUGCAGCAGGACCUGGAGGUGGCCAAGACCUUAGGUGACCAAACGGGCGAAUGCCGGGCCCACGGGAACCUGGGGUCGGCAUUCUUCUCCAAGGGGAACUACCGUGAGGCCCUGACCAACCACCGGCACCAGCUGGUCCUGGCCAUGAAGCUGAAGGACAGAGAGGCGGCCUCCUCUGCACUCAGCAGCCUGGGCCACGUGUACACGGCCAUCGGCGACUACCCCAACGCUCUGGCCAGCCACAAGCAGUGCGUCCUGCUGGCCAAGCAGUCCAAGGACCAGCUGUCAGAGGCGCGGGAGCUGGGCAACAUGGGCGCCGUCUACAUCGCCAUGGGCGACUUCGACAACGCCGUGCAGUGCCACGAGCAGCACCUGGGCAUCGCCAAGGCCCUGGGCAACAAGCGGGAGGAGGCGCGGGCCUACAGCAACCUGGGCAGCGCCUACCACUACCGCCGCAACUUUGACAAGGCCAUGUCCUACCACACCCACGUGCUGGAGCUGGCCCAGGAGCUGGCCGAGCGGCCCAUCGAGAUGCGGGCCUACGCCGGGCUGGGCCACGCCGCCCGCUGCAUGCAGGACCUGGAGCGGGCCAAACAGUACCACGAGCAGCAGCUGGCUAUCGCAGAGGGGCUCGCGGACCGGGCAGCCGAGGGGAGGGCCUCCUCCAACUUGGGGAUCAUCCAUCAGAUGAAAGGAGAUUAUGAGACUGCACUGAAACUCCACAAAACUCAUCUCUCCAUCGCACAGGAGCUGAGUGACUACGCGGCACAAGGCAGGGCCUACGGCAACAUGGGCAAUGCCUAUAACGCGCUUGGUAUGUUUGACCAGGCUGUGCGCUACCACCGGCAGGAGCUGCAGAUCUCCAUGGAGGUCAAUGACCGCGCCUCCCAGGCCUCCACCCACGGCAACCUGGCGGUGGCCUACCAGGCCCUGGGAGCCCAUGACCGGGCCCUCCAGCACUACCAGAACCACCUGAACAUCGCCCGCGAGCUUCGGGAUGUCCAGAGCGAGGCCCGGGCCCUGGGCAACCUGGGCAACUUCCACUGCUCCCGGGGGGAGUUCCCUCAGGCAGUGCCCUAUUACGAGCAGUACCUGCGCCUCUCCCCAGACCUCCAGGACAUGGAAAGCGAGGGCAAAGUCUGCCAUAACCUUGGCUACGCCCAUUAUUGCCUGGGCAACUUUCAGGAGGCCGUCAAGUACUAUGAGCAAGACCUGGCUCUGGCUAAGGACUUGCAUGACAAACUCAGUCAGGCUAAGGCCUACUGCAACCUUGGCCUGGCCUUCAAGGCCCUGGGCAACUUUACCAAGGCUGAGGAGUGCCAGAAGUACCUCCUCUCACUGGCCCAGUCACUCAACAACUCGCAGGCCCGCUUCCGCGCACUCGGAAACCUGGGGGACAUCUUUGUUUGCAAGAAGGACGUGGGCGGGGCCAUCAAGUUCUACGAACAGCAGCUUGCUCUGGCCCACCAGGUCAAAGAGCGUAAGAUGGAAGCCUGCGCCUACGCCGCCUUGGGUGCUGCCUACCGGAUGGUGCAAAAAUUCGACAAGGCCCUGGGGUACCACACCCAGGAGCUGGAGGUCUACCAGGAGCUGGGGGACGUCCAGGGGGAGUGCCAGGCCCACGGGCACCUGGCGGCUGUCUACAUGUCCCUUGGGAAGUACACCAUGGCCUUCAAGUGCUACGAGGAGCAGCUGGAGCUGGGCCAGAAGCUGAAGGACCCCAGCGUGGAAGCGCAGGUCUACGGGAACAUGGGCAUCACUAAGAUGAACAUGAGCGUGAUGGAGGAGGCCAUCGGCUACUUCGAGCAGCAACUGGCCAUGCUGCAGCAGCUGAGCGGCAACGAGGCUGUGCUGGACCGGGGCCGCGCCUACGGAAACCUGGGUGACUGCUACGAAGCGCUGGGCGACUACGAGGAGGCCAUCAAGUACUACGACCAGUACCUGUCAGUGGCCCAGAGCCUGAACCGCAUGCAGGACCAAGAGAAGGCCUACCGGGGCCUGGGGAACGGGCAUAGGGCGAUGGGCAACCUGCAGCAGUCGCUGGUGUGCUUUGAGAAGCGGCUGGUGGUGGCCCAUGAGCUGGGGGAGUGUGGCAACAAGGCGCAGGCCUAUGGGGAGCUGGGCAGCCUGCACAGCCAGCUGGGCAACUACGAGCAGGCCAUCUCCUGCCUGGAGCGGCAGCUGGGAAUCGCCCGCGAUACCAAGGACCGACUGCUGGAGGGCGACGCUAGCUGCGGCCUGGGCGCCGUCUACCAGCUGAUGGGCGAGCACGACACGGCGCUGCAGUACCACCAGCUGGACCUGGAGAUCGCCGAGGAGACGUGCAGCGCCGGGCGGCAGGGCCGGGCCUACGGCAACCUGGGCCUCACCUACGAGUCGCUGGGCAACUUCGAGCGGGCCGUGGUGUACCAGGAGCAGCACCUGAGCAUCGCGGCCGAGACCAACGACCUGGUGGCCAAGACCCUGGCCUACAGCAGCCUGGGCCGCACGCAUCACGCCCUGCAGAACUACUCCCAGGCUGUCAUGUACCUGCAGGAAGGGCUGCGCCUGGCAGAACAGCUGGGCCGACGUGAAGACGAAGCCAAGAUCCGCCAUCGUCUGGGCCUGUCGUUGUGGGCCAGCGGCAACCUGGAAGAAGCCCAGCACCAGCUCUAUCGAGCGUCGGCGCUGUUCGAGACCAUUCGCCACGAGGCCCAGCACAGCACGGACUACAAGCUCUCCUUGUUUGACCUGCAGACGUCAUCUUACCAGGCGCUGCAGAGGGUCCUCGUCAGCCUCGGUCACCAUGACGAGGCCCUGGCCGUGGCGGAGAGAGGCCGAACCCGGGCCUUCGCGGACCUGCUGGUAGAGCGGCAGACUGGCCAGCAGGACUCGGACCCUUACACCCCGGUCACGGUGGACCACAUCCUGGACACGGUCAACGGCCAGCGGGCCCUGGUGCUCUAUUUCUCGCUGGCCGCCGGAUACCUGUACAGCUGGCUGCUGGCGCCAGGGGCAGGUAUCCUGAAGUUCCACGAGGUGUACCUGGGAGAGGGGAUGUCAGAGAGCGGGGCGUCGGAGUUCCAGGAGGGUGGAAGCGGCGGCGGUCUGCAGGGCGGAGGCGGUGGGGGCUCUUCGCUGGAGCAAUACAUCGCGAGUGCCCGGGAGGCCCUGGGUGUGGACUCCUACUACAGCAGGGGCUGCUCCAGCAGUGAGACUGAGAGUGAGGCAGGGGACCUGCUAGACCAGCAGUUUGAGGAGCUCAACAACAAGCUGAACUCAGUGACUGACCCAACGGGCUUCCUGCGCAUGGUGUCCAGGAACAAUCUCUUCAACAGGAGCUGCCAGAGCAUGACCAGUCUGUUCAGCAAUACUGUGUCUCCCGCCAAAGAUAGCGGCUCCUCGCUGCCCCGUCGCGCCAGCGCCCUGAGCAAGCCCCCGCUCCGUGCCCUCUACGACCUGCUCAUCGCGCCCAUGGAAGGGGGCCUGAUGCACUCCAGUGGGCCCGUAGGCCGACACAGGCAGCUGGUGCUGGUCCUGGAGGGUGAGCUGUACCUCAUCCCCUUCGCUCUGCUGAAGGGCAGCUCCUCCAACGAGUACCUGUACGAGCGCUUCAGCCUCAUCGCCGUGCCUUCCAUCGGAGGCCUGGGAGCCGGCGCCAAGGUGCACCCUCGGCGGGCGGGGCCAGUGCUGUGCGGGGGCGGCUCCAUGGCGGCGGUGGUGGGCAACCCCCGGCUGCCCUCGUCAGUGAUGGACCGCUGGCUCUGGGGUCCCAUGCCUUCGGCUGAGGAGGAGGCCGUCAUGGUGUCAGAGCUGCUGGGCUGCCAGCCUCUGGCGGGGCCGGCCGCCACCAAGGAGCGGGUGAUGAGCGCCCUCAGCCAGGCCGAGUGCGCCCACUUCGCCACCCACAUCUCCUGGAAGCUGGCCGCCCUGGUGCUCACCCCCAACCCGGAGAGCGCCGCGCCCGGGGGGGCGGGGGCGGCGGGAGGUGGGGGCGCGGGGAAGGCCCCCUUCGGGAGCAGCUACACCAUCCCGGAGAGCCUGCGGGGUCAGGAUGACGGCAGCGACGCGGAGAGCAUCUGCGACAGCCCCCCUCUGCAGGAGUUCCUGCUCACUGCCGCCGACAUCCUGGACCUCCGGCUGCCCGUCAAACUGGUGGUGCUGGGGUCGUACCAGGAGUCCGACAGCAAGGUGACGGCAGACGGAGUGGUGGGUCUGACGCGGGCCUUCCUUGCGGCCGGGGCCCAGUGCGUGUUGGUGUCGCUGUGGCCUGUCCCUGUGGCCGCCUCCAAGGUGUUCGUCCACGCCUUCUACACCGCCCUGCUCAACGGCACCAAGGCCAGCGCCGCCCUUGCUGACGCCAUGAAGACCGUGCAGAGCAGCAAGCAGUUCUCCCACCCCUCCAACUGGGCAGGCUUCAUGCUGAUCGGGAGCGAUGUGAAGCUCAACAGCCCCUCAUCUCUGAUUGGCCAGGCGUUGGCAGAGAUCCUUCAGUACCCAGAGAAAGCUCGGGAUGCCCUGAGAGUCCUCCUGCAUCUGGUGGAGAAGUCCCUGCAGCGGAUCCAGAACGGCCAGCGGAACUCCAUGUACACAUCCCAGCAGAGCGUGGAGAACAAGGUGGGGGGUGUCCCGGGCUGGCAGGCGCUGCUGACGGCCGUGGGGUUUCGGCUGGACUCGGCCGGCACCGGCCUCCCCGCCGCUGUCUUCUUUCCCACCGCGGACCCUGGCGACAGGCUUCAGCAGUGCAGCACCACCCUGCAGUCGCUGCUCGGUCUGCCACCGUCUGCUCUGCAAGCUCUUUGCAAGCUCAUUACAGCCUCGGAGACGGGGGAGCAGCUCAUCAACAGGGCUGUUAAAAAUAUGGUGGGAAUGCUCCACCAGGUUCUGGUCCAGCUGCAGACUGGGGAGAAGGAACAGGACUUCUCUAUAGCUCCUAUCCAGGUGUCCAUCAGUGUCCAGCUCUGGAGACUGCCAGGCUGCCAUGAGUUCCUGGCUGCUCUGGGGUUUGACUUGUGCGAGGUGGGCCAGGAGGAGGUGGUUCUGAAGACGGGCAAGCAGGCCAACCGCCGCGUAAUGCACUUCGCCCUGCAGUCUCUCCUGGCACUCUUUGACUCCACAGAGCUGCCCAAACGCCUCAGUCUGGACAGCUCGUCCUCUCUGGAGUCGCUGGCUUCGGCCCAGUCCGUGUCCAACCAGCUUCCUCUGGGCUACCCCAACCCGCCCUUCUCCCCGCCCUGCCCCGACAGCCUGGCGUCAGACGCCAUUUCUGUCUACAGCCUCAGCUCCAUCGCCUCUUCCAUGAGCUUCGUGUCCAAGUCGGAGAGCGCCUGCGAGUUCCUCAGCCAGCGCCGGCAGCAGGACCUGGACCGGCACAGGGGCGGGGCAGGCCUCUUCUCCCCCAACAAGCACCCGGGCGUGCCCCGCAGCCGCUCCUCCCCGCACGGCGCGGCGGGCGGCCGGGACGAGGAGGAGUACGAGGGAUUCUCCAUCAUCAGCAGCGAGCCGCUGGGAGGCCACUGCGACACCCUGCCGCUGCCCGCCGGGCACAGGCAGCACCGCGGCAGAGGGGGCGGCCCGGGCGGUGGGCGGGGCCACGCGGUAUCCGUCUCCUCGCGGGGCAGCGUCAGCACACCCACGUCUCCCAUCAAGGCGGGCCUCGUGCCCAGCCCCAACUCGCCCUUCCAGAAGGUGGGCAAGGUGAGCAGCUCGGACACGGGCGAGUCGGACCAGUCCAGCACGGAGACGGACAGCACGGUGAAGUCCCAGGAGGAGAGGACGGCGGCGGCGCCGCUGGACCCACAGGAGCUGGCGCAGAAGAUCCUGGAGGAGACGCAGAGCCACCUGCGGGCGGUGGAGAGCCUGCAGAGGACCAGCAGCCAGGGCAGCGGGCAGGCCGGCGGGGGUGACGGAGGAGGCGUAGGGGGAGCCACCACUCCCACCGGAGGCUCUGCCUUCCGCUCCUCCGAGACCAGCGCCUUCAGCCGCCCCCACAGCAGCGCCAGCAUCAAGGCCCAGUCCUCCCCGCUUCCCAGCCGCCCCAAGCCCCCGUCCCGCACCUCCUCCCUGCAGAAGGUCAGCUCUGGCUACAACAGCCCUGCCACCUCUGACACCUCGAUGAAAGAGGGUGGCCACCCCUCCCCGACCCUAGACAGCCAUGCCCAGUUUAAGCUCAAGUACCCCAGCUCGCCCUACAGUGGCCACAUCUCCCGAUCCCCCAGCAACAUUUCCCCCAGCUCAGGCCACCAGUCCCCAUCCGGCAGCGCCCCUUCCCCUGCCCUCUCGUACUCCUCCACCGGCUCCGCCCGCUCCAGCCCGGCUGACGCCCCCGACAUCGACCGACUCAAGCUGGCCGCCAUUGACGAGAAGGUGCAGGCCAUCCACAACCUGAAGACGUUCUGGGCCAACGCAGCCCAGCAGCAGCAACAGCACGCCCGCCCCGUUCGGGCCCUGCACGGCGGAGCAGGGGCCGUGGGGGCCACCAAAAGGGACGUCCUCAAUCUCCUGAACCUCUCACCGCGACACGGCAAGCCUGGCGAGGCCACCGACAGCUUGGAGUUGCCAGAGCUCGGACUACAGUCACUCGAGCGAAGCUCCAGGAACCCUCCCAACGGUCACCGCAAACACGACCCCAGGAAAGUACCCCCCUCGCCCACCACCUCCACCAGCAGCAGCCCUGGGGCUCGCCCCAUCAGACUGCCUGCAGGGAAUGGGUAUAAGUUCCUGACGCCAGGGAGGUUCUUCCCCUCAUCCAAGUGCUGAGACACCUUUAGUUUUGUUUUCAAAUUGGUCUUCCCUCAUUUGUUUUUUUCUUCCCCUUGUCAAUGAUUGGCUAUCCCCUCUGAUGGCAGUGGGGUGCUUUCCGGAGGACCAGAUUGACCGGCUCUUCUUGAGACGUUGAAAAAGACAAAGCAGAUCCAAAGCUUGGACUAACCUGAAAGCAUAUGAUCCUCAUGCCUCCACCCACACUGUAAAGAACAGCUGAGAGAGAGACUCAAAGA
Molecule: messenger RNA, 8234 nt
Organism: Megalops cyprinoides (Indo-Pacific tarpon)
Lineage: Eukaryota; Metazoa; Chordata; Actinopteri; Elopiformes; Megalopidae
Gene: ttc28
Product: tetratricopeptide repeat domain 28
Exons: 23
Coding region: 844-7995 (2383 amino acids)
Molecular function (GO): protein binding
Source: RefSeq, a predicted model, not a curated record